This is a messenger RNA of Hippocampus comes (tiger tail seahorse), 2972 nucleotides long. RefSeq names its product mitochondrial antiviral signaling protein (gene mavs). The transcript has 5 exons. The record is from RefSeq and is a predicted model, not a curated record. The coding region runs from base 134 to 1021 and encodes 295 amino acids. NCBI's taxonomy places the organism in Eukaryota, Metazoa, Chordata, Actinopteri, Syngnathiformes, Syngnathidae.
GGGAAGGCGUAAGGGGCGGAAUCGGGGCAGAUGUGCGUGGAAAGGAGCACCGCGAGUCCGCCGUCCGGUUUUAGAGCAGGAUUUGGUCUUCAAGUGACACUCGCCGAUCCGAAGCAACCCACGCACGCCAAAGAUGUCGUUUGCUAGUGACCAGCUCUACAAUGGCUACCUGCGCACCAACAUGCCCACCAUCGUCACCAAGGUCAAAGUGCGACAGAUUGUGGUCCACUUGCCGUGUCUUACCGAUUACGACCGGGAGACGAUCGAGGCCAAGCGGGAGAUGUGCGGCAACUUCAACGGCAUGGUGCUGCUGCUGGACUGCCUGAAGAGGCGCGACAGCUGGCCCGAGCACUUCAUCCGAGCUCUGGAGAAGUGCGAGCACGGCGCCAUCGCCGCCGAGAUCCGGGCGGAGUACGACAAGCUCCUUGGCGCCGGCAGUAAGCGACCGUUUCCCCCCGUGCAGGAAAGCGCACCGCCUGUGGAGAAAGUCACUCCUGCCGCUGCGAUCCCGCUUGAUGAUAUUUCGGAAGCUCUGGACAACACACAGAUCGUCGUCGAGAACUGUACGGCAGCAGGAAGUACACCUGCAAGCCCCGCCUCUCCCGCCGCGUCCGACGCCUCCUCGGUGUUUCUGAGCACGCCCCGCACACUCGCCAGCAUCCUGCCGCAAGAGGAUCCGAACUCCAACCCCACCGGAGCCGGAUCGUCGACAGAGCCGUAUUCUGGUGACACGGACCGUUUGGAAAUAAGCAAGAAUCAGGACGAUGACGAUGAGGACGAGGUGCGGGUGCACACGGUGCACGUCUCCCAGCCGCUGUCCGUGCUGGACGGCCAGCUGGCGGUCAACGGCGACGCCGCCAAAGAAGUCGCUAGCGUUCAGGAGCCCGCUUCCACGACUAUGUGCCCCGAGACCGAGAAGCCGGCCCCUCGUGGCGCGCUGGCCGCCAACGCCAAGUUUGCGGCGACGGCGGUGGGGGUGGCCGCCUGCGCGCUGUUGCUGGCGUGGAAGUUUAAGCAUUGAGGUUCGUUUUAAGGCAGCGUUUCCCAACCACUUUCUGAGCCUUUACACUCAAAAAGUCUUCACUGCACAUCACCGAACAAAAAUGUCCCAAAAUCUGUAUACGCUAAUAAUGAUCUUGUCUUAAAUUGCACACAUAUUUACUGUUUAGUUCAACAAAAAUUCGAACCCCACCCCGCUUGAUUUUCAAAUGUCAAAUACCUCCACUCCAGUCUAGAAAUAGAGAUGCUAUUUUAUCCAGCAUCUUUCUUCUGCCGACACAUAACUACACGUUUAAGCCGCAAAAAUAUAUCCACAAAAAAACCUCCGGUGGCUGGAAUUUAUCCCACUCGGUCGUCAUGAGGCUUUUCCUUGCUGCGACAACGGGGCACUCUAAAUGCCACGCCAUGCAAGGACAGAGAGCAAUUUAUUGCUGAAUUGUUGCAAAAUAGCAACAAACUCAUUUUGGCCUGGAUUUUGGCGGCGUGGCUAACAACCAGCCCAAGUACACACCGGAGCUUUCCGGCAUUCGUAUGGCCUCUCCGACGAUGUAAUUCCGCAUGACCGGGCCACCAGUCCGCUCGCUAGCUUGAUAGCCCGCUACCCCGCUCGCUCGCUAUGUCAUGUGGACCCCUACACGACACAAAACCGAGUGAGGCGAUGACUCAUUGGACAGCGCUGAGACUGGGCGUCGCCAGCCCGCUAGCACGUUAGCCCGCGGACGGGCGUCAGUGUCCUCCACCGGGUCACUGCCCCACUCCAUUUUGUGUCGGUCCACAUAACAGGACACUUGAGGUCAACUUGCACUGUCCAUUCAACAAAUAUUUUUCAGCCCGUGGCUCACACUACCGACAACUUGAGUCGAGUACAUUCGUUCGCAUAGCAACGUAUUUGAGUGACAGGUGAAAGUCGAGCGGGGGCAUGUUUUCAGCUCAUUCAGCCGACACGCUAACAGUGUCCGACAGCUGGAUUUUUCACAAUUUUGGAGCCUCAUUUUAUCGAAUCGCCGAUGAUGUAUUUAUAUAUAUUUUUUUAUUCAUUCAAAUUUGAAAGCGUGUUGGCAAUCCAAUUCUCUGUGGUGUGUUAAAUUUAUCGGCCCUUUUAUUUCCCUGAGCUGGGACUUUAAAUGAAGUUGCAGCAGACCUGUCUCAUGACACGCUGAUGUGCCACAGCACAGUGGUUGGGAAUGCCCACUUUCAGGAGAAAAUCUGACAGGUGCCUUAUUGUUAGGAAAGGAUGGAAUGGUUUUUAAGGCUAAAUUUGCCAGUCAUCAGCACUUUGUAGAUGCAAUUUUAUUUUUUAUUUAUUUGAACAUAAAUUAUUGUACUAUGCUGGAUACUCUCAAUAGGUACCUUAGCACUUAGAUAACACAUACGCUGUUAUCAUUUUAAUGUCAUGUUUGAAUUGAUUGAUUGGCAGUUUUAGUCAUGGUAGCAUUUUAAGCGUCACUCAGAAGGGUGGGGAAACGUGUGCUGACAGGCCAGAUUUGACUAUAAUAUGAAAUUGGGGGGAAGAAAUUUUUAAAAUUUGUAUGUAAAAUAUGUGCACUUGUUUAUUUUCAUAUUGAAGUAGAUAUCCAUAGAUAUUCAUUUUAAAGCCUGAGAAAAAUGGUCUGUUUCAGGGUAAUGUAGUUUUUUUUUUAAAACUUGUUCUUAAAUGGCAUACCUGAUAAUCAUGCAAGUGUAAAAAGAAGCCAAUCGCUCUUCAUUGUAAAACCUAAAAACAAUUAGUCCAUCUAUAUCAAAGGAUGGUAAUGGUUCGUUGAGGGCUUAAACUGUUGCCAUUGAAAAAGAAAAAAAAAAGUUUUUACAUACCUGGCUGCCAUACAAGUGUAAAAAGAAGCAGUAAAAAUGUGAAAACUGUGCAUACCGGUGAAAAUGUGUUUCACAAAUAUAGUCUUGUUUUGAAGCCAUUUCUUUGUACAUAUAAUGAUGUAUAUAGAGAUCUUAUAGUAUGAAAAUAAAAUUGUAACUUG